AUGAGAAGGUGUAGGGACCGGGGAGCAGUGCUCCUGCUACAGGUGGCCCUGCUGCUGCCCUGGGCAUAUGGCUUCCAGAAACCAUCAUGUGGCCAAAGAGUAAGUGUGAAACCCAGAAAUCGAGACAGUUCUGGAAUCCUGGGUGGGGAAGCUGCCGACAUUAGAGAAUUUCCAUGGCAGGUGAGAAUUCUGCACAAUCGCAGGCACCUCUGCGGAGGAUCUGUGCUCAGUAAGUGGUGGGUUCUAACUGCAGCCCACUGCUUCUACAGAAUAACUGAUUAUAACCUGGUGAUCACACACAGCGUAAGCAACGUCAGUAUCACGAACUCCACAGCAGUGAGAGUGGACAAGCUAAUCACUCACCCUUAUUUUGACAGCUGGCUCUUGGACAAUGACAUAGCUUUGCUCUUGCUCCAAUCCCCAUUACCCCUGGGUGUCAAGAAUUCACCCAUCUGCGUUUCAGAGGUCACUGACCUCUGUAAAUGGACCAACUGCUGGGUGACCGGAUGGGGCUUUACCAGCGUUACCAAUGCAAGUUUGUCUCCAACCCUUCAGAAAGUCAGCAUCAAGCUGAUGCAGCAGCAUAAGUGCUCCAACACCAUGCCCCUGAUCACCAGGAACAUGCUGUGUGCUGGGCACAAGCGAGGCGGGAAGGACGCCUGCCAGGGUGACAGUGGGGGGCCUCUGGUUUGCCAAAAAAAGAAGAAGACAGACAUAUGGUACCAGGUGGGCAUUAUCAGCUGGGGACUGGGCUGUGGCCAGAAGAACUUGCCUGGAGUGUACACGAAGGUGGCAAAUUAUCUCCUUUGGAUUAGCAAGGAGACGAGGCUGGCCGGGAAGCCUUACGUAUACGAGAAAGACUCUGGGGCCAGUGUGUUUCUCUCACCCUGGGCCGUCUCAUUACUACACAGUGGUGCCCGACCCAGCAUCACCAGUGCCACGUCAGAGGAAGCUGCUAAAAAGUAA
Otolemur garnettii (small-eared galago) is the source of this 966-nucleotide messenger RNA. Its product is annotated as serine protease 52-like. Gene Ontology annotation, biological process: proteolysis. The transcript has 6 exons. Gene Ontology annotation, molecular function: serine-type endopeptidase activity. The record is from RefSeq and is a predicted model, not a curated record. Lineage: Eukaryota; Metazoa; Chordata; Mammalia; Primates; Galagidae. Bases 1 to 966 code for a protein of 321 amino acids.